GUCACUGUCAAAAUCGUUGCGGUUGUGAACUGUUGGUGGAGUAAUAUUACUGUCAAUAAAACAAUCUUUAUUUAAUAUUUAAUAGUGUAUUUUGUAUAAUUCUACAAUAUCCUCAUGGGUUCUUCCCAUAGCACAGAAGUGCCUGGAGGCGGCACUGAUGGAUAUCAUAUUUUGCGGGUGCAAGACGGUUCUCCGGGUCAAAAAGCUAAUUUGGAAGCUUUUUUCGACUUUAUAGUAGCCAUAGAAAAUACUAGAUUGGACCAGGACAAUGAUACUUUAAAAGAACUACUAAAGCAAAAUGUUGAUAAAUCUAUUAAAAUGUUAAUAUACAGCAGCAAAACCCAGUCUGUGAGAGAAGUAAUGGUUACACCUAGUGCUGACUGGGGUGGGCAAGGGUUGCUGGGAGUGAGUAUAAGGUUUUGUUCCUUUGAAGGAGCCACUGAAAAUGUAUGGCAUGUGCUGGAAGUUCAUCCAUCUUCACCUGCAGAAAUGGCAGGAUUGAAGCCAUUUUCGGAUUAUAUUAUUGGAGCUGAUUCAGUUAUGCAUGAAAGUGAAGAUUUUUUCACACUUAUUGAAGCUCAUGAAGGUAGAGCUUUAAAGUUGUAUGUUUACAAUGUGAACGAUGACACUUGCCGAGAGGUCAAUAUCACUCCCAACCACAAUUGGGGAGGAGAAGGAAGUCUAGGGUGUGGCAUUGGUUAUGGGUAUUUACACAGGAUUCCUAUUAGAAAUAUUUACCCCAUGCCGGGACAGAAUCCUGCAACAGCUAUGGAUACUGCACAGCUUACAUCAAAUUUGUACAAUAUGAAUAUCAACGAAAGUAAGCCCUCUGGACCACAGACCUUCAAUGUACAACCAGAGCCUAUACAAACACCACCUCCUUUCUUGUCUGGUGUGCCGAUGGUAAACCCUGGAAACUAUACCACUGCUAGCUAUGUUGAUAAACCUCUUCCAAGUCAAGACAUUCCGCAGCCGCCAUUGCAAUCACCACAAAUGCCUGUGAUACCACAAUCGUUGCCACAGCAACCCAUCUCUCAACAGUCUAUUGUAUCCAAUAUGGCUGCCUAUUCUAGCAAUUUAGCAGACACAACCCUGACCAAUUUAGGAAGUAUACCGUCCUUUUCCAAUAUGCAGCCUCCAGCGCCGCUACCGAGUUUGCCAGGUAUUCCUAUGAAUCAACCUCAGCCUUAUAUACCAAUGAUGCCUAGCUACUCGCCAAGUACUGCUGUGUAUCCCCAAAAUGCUGCACCGGUUGCCACAUUUGAUGUGAGCAGCUUCGCGCCGACGCCCAUGCAGCCCCCGCCGGUGUCCAGCGGGCCCUCCAUGGUGUUGCCGGUGUCGUUACCGGGAAUGCCACCCAUAACAGUGAGCGUGCCUGUUUCUGCUAUGCAAGGUCUACACCAGCAACAGUCACAACACCAACAACAAGAUUUAUUAUCAUGAAAUGAUAUCUAAAUUGUUUGCAUUUUAUAAAUAUUAUUGUUAAGCAGAAAAUUGUCUUAUUUGCUGAUAUUCAUGUUACUUUUAUUUAAAUGUUAUGUUCAAAUCACGUACAAUUAUGCUGCUGGAAGGCUCCUAAAGAAGAAAUUCAUUUGUAGAUUUUAAAGAUGUGCAAUAUAGUUUUGUUUUGUUUGUUUACUCUAACAUGACUAGUGUAUUUCAGUUAUUGACAAUUUAUUAA
Ostrinia furnacalis (Asian corn borer) is the source of this 1681-nucleotide messenger RNA. It is a transcript of the gene Grasp65, whose product is annotated as Golgi reassembly-stacking protein 2. The record is from RefSeq and is a predicted model, not a curated record. The coding region runs from base 115 to 1443 and encodes 442 amino acids. Gene Ontology annotation, cellular component: Golgi apparatus. The transcript has 5 exons. Gene Ontology annotation, molecular function: protein binding. Gene Ontology annotation, biological process: Golgi organization. NCBI's taxonomy places the organism in Eukaryota, Metazoa, Arthropoda, Insecta, Lepidoptera, Crambidae.